Messenger RNA from Drechmeria coniospora, 1506 nucleotides. Its product is annotated as glucose transporter. Gene Ontology annotation, biological process: carbohydrate transport; transmembrane transport. The record is from RefSeq and is a predicted model, not a curated record. Gene Ontology annotation, cellular component: membrane. Gene Ontology annotation, molecular function: carbohydrate:proton symporter activity. The transcript has 3 exons. The coding region runs from base 1 to 1506 and encodes 501 amino acids. NCBI's taxonomy places the organism in Eukaryota, Fungi, Ascomycota, Sordariomycetes, Hypocreales, Ophiocordycipitaceae.
AUGGCCAUUGGCAACAUCUACGUUAUUGCAGGUGUCGCCGUCAUCGGCGGGGGCCUGUUUGGAUUUGACAUAUCGUCGCUGUCAGCCCAGCUCGGCGAGCAGUCGUACAAAUGCUACUUUAACCAGGGUCCGGACGGCCCGCCGUUCAACGAUAACCUGUUCAUUGGAUCGACCAUCAUCUGUGCAUCUCAGAACAUCGGCAUGCUCAUCGUCGGCCGCGUCAUCAACGGAUUCUGCGUCGGAAUCGAGUCGGCCCAGGUUCCCGUCUACAUCGCCGAGCUGUCCCCGCCGUCGAAGCGCGGUCGAUUCAUAGGCAUGCAGCAGUGGGCCAUCACAUGGGGCAUCCUCAUCAUGUACUACAUCUCGUACGGCUGCUCCUUCAUCGGCGACAAUUAUUCUUCCACCGCCUGGAAGGAGGCAUCCUGGCGCGUCCCGUGGGGCCUCCAGAUGAUCCCUGCCUUUUUUCUCUUCUUCAUGAUGAUGCUGCUGCCCGAGUCGCCUCGUUGGCUCGCCCGCAAAGACCGCUGGGAGGAGUGCCACUCUGUCCUUGCCCUCGUGCACGGAAAGGGGGAUGCCAACCACCCAUUCGUCGCCUUUGAGCUGCAGGACAUCAAGAAUAUGUGCGAGUUUGAGCGCCGUCACGCCGACGUCACCUACCUGGACCUCUUCAAGCCGCGCAUGAUUCACCGGACCUUCAUCGGCCUCUUCACGCAAAUUUGGUCGCAGCUGACUGGCAUGAACGUGAUGAUGUACUACAUCGCCAACGUCUUCAGCAUGGCCGGCUACUCGGGCAAUGCCAACCUCCUGGCAUCCUCGAUUCAGUACGUCAUCAACGUCCUCAUGACCAUCCCCGCCAUUCUCUGGGUCGAUCGCUGGGGUCGUAGGCCGACGCUGCUCGUCGGAUCCGUUCUGAUGGCCACGUGGAUGUACACCAACGCCGCCAUUCUGGCCACCAAGGGGGAGAUUGUCCCCGGCGGUAUCGAUGGUGUCGCCGCCCAGUCCAUGCGGCUCACGGGCGCGCCUGCCAAGGGCCUCAUUGCCUGCACCUACCUCUUCGUAGCCUCGUUUGCCCCAACCUGGGGGCCCGUCUCGUGGACGUAUCCUCCUGAGCUGUUCCCCCUACGUCUUCGCGGCAAAGGUGUGGCCAUGUCGACGUCGGGCAACUGGGCCUUCAACACGGCCCUCGGCCUCUUCACGCCGCCGGCAUUCGCCAACAUCAAGUGGAAGAGCUAUCUCAUCUUCGCCAUCUUCAACACCGUCGCCUUCUUCCACGUCUUCUUCCUCUUCCCCGAGACCGCGGGAAAGACGUUGGAGGAGACGGAGGCGAUGUUUGAGGACCCCAACGGCAUCAUGUAUCUGGGCACCCCGGCUUGGAAGACGCGCGUGGCCACCGAGUCAAUAAACCGUGCCGAGCAAGGGGACAUUGAGGCUGUCAUGGGAGCCACGGAACGGAAGCUCUCGGCAGAUCUUCCAGAAGACCAGGAGAAGCCCACACCGCCCGCCUAG